GAGACAGUCUGUGACAAGCGCUCGAAGAAUUCGUAUACGCGUACGUCUUGUUCUUGUCGUUUCCGAACGAAAAACCGAUAUAUUUAUCUCGGUUUGAAACGAGAUUAGCAAAAUCCUCUGUUUCGCGUUAUUAAAUUGAAAAGUGAAUCGUAGUAGUAAACGCAGCAGCAGCAGCAGCAGCAGCAGCAGCAGAAUGGCUCCGCAAUUAAGCAAAUUCAUCGACGCCAGCUGUAAAGAAUUUUCUCACCCUUGGGUCGACUCUUGUACACGUGCAACGACUGGCCUCGGUCUUAACACGCUUCAAGAAUCGCUGAGGAUUUACUCCACGGUCUACAUAGUCGCAUUUUUAAUGAGAGGCAAGGUGCCGUCUAAAGGUGACGUUAAAAAAACCGUGCUCGGUAUUUUACAAUCGACUGCCUUUCUUUCUUGGAACGGUUUUGCCUAUUCCUUCUUCGUCUGUUUUCUAAGGCGAGUGCUCGGACAUUUCAAUAUCCUGACUGUGUCGUUCUUUCCCGCUUUUCUGGCCAGUUUUACAGCUAUUCUCAUCGAAAGGCCUUCUCGACGUACUCUGUUAUCUUUAUACGUAUCCAAUAUCGCAUCAGAGACAUUGUUUAGAAUGGGAGUCUCGAGGGGGUAUUGGCAUCCAGUCCCAUUUGCUGAAACAUGUAUUUUUGCUAUAAGCAUGGCAGCGUUGCUUUACUAUUAUCGUUCCAAAACGAGCAAGUCAGAUCCGGUAUACAAGAUACUCAGACUCGUCGUUGGAAAGUAUGAAGAUGCUGAAUAUCUUGAGAAUCCGAGCUGUGAGAUACAGGAUUCAAGCGAAACGGUGAAUAGGUGCAGGAAUGAUUCGGUAGUAAACUCUCCAGCGAGAAAGGAUAUAAACAUAUUUAUGAAAUCUCUGGAAGCGUACGGAAAUCUGUUGGCCAGAUUAAAAGUUAAGAGUAAACGGAGUUGUUGUCCACAUCCUUUCAGCUGCAUUCAUUACAUAUUGAAGGGAGGUGUGCAGGUAUUCGGCUAUGCCUUCGGUGGUCAAUUAGUUGUUAAUCUAGUCUUCGGUGUUGCGAAAUUAAUUAAAAAGCCAACGCUGUUGAAGUCAAUGAUCGUGAAGAAAGGGAAUCUGUAUCUGCCGAUAUUUAUAGGUGGUUUCGCAGCGCUUUACAGACUCGUGUCCUGUUCGUUGAGGAGGACGAUCCAAAAAGAUUCUCCUUACUUUGCGUUUCCCGCUGCACUUAUCGGUGGUCUGACGUUCACGACCUACAAAAGUAACACGAUAAGUUUGUACUUCAUGUGGAAAGCUUUGCAGUUACUGUGGUACGAUCUCGCGGAGAAAGGGAUAGUGCCUGAAGUGAAAUGGUUCGCAAUCUUUCUAUAUUGUUUCAAUACAGCUGUAGUCUUCCACGCUGCGAUCGUCGAGCCACAAAACCUGAGGUCUUCCUACUGGAAAUUUUUACACAACGUAUCGGGUGGAAGAAUAGCGGCAAUGUCACGAACACCGAUAGACAAGUUCGGAUUGAACACGUCUAAACAUCUCGCAGACGUGCUUAAAGCAACCAACACCACGGACAAAAUGAUUUUCCAUUUUUAGUUUCGUCGACGACGAAACUCUUCCGAUAGAGAAGAUAACCUUUAGUUGUGCCGAUAGCCGGCGGUGAUGGAAUGUUACGGAGAAUGGAGAAACGUGUAAAUGAAGGGGUAUUAGUAAAAAAUAAAGGGUGAUGGGCUUGAACAAACCAUGCACGUACCACGUACGGAGGAACAAGUGAGAGGAAGUCUGUAUGCGCCGUUCGAACCCAACCGGAUAAGCCGGAUUAAUCGAAGAUUCCGAAUGGAGAGUUGACAACCGAGCGAGUGCACUCGACGACUGUACGACGAAUUGUGUGAAUUACGCGGCGGCGGCGCGAUGAUACUCCGUGUACAUAUAUGUCUGUAUAAAAAUUGGUAUAUAUUUUUGUUAAAACUGAA
This is a messenger RNA of Ceratina calcarata, 1962 nucleotides long. Its product is annotated as transmembrane protein 135. The record is from RefSeq and is a predicted model, not a curated record. The coding region runs from base 194 to 1585 and encodes 463 amino acids. NCBI's taxonomy places the organism in Eukaryota, Metazoa, Arthropoda, Insecta, Hymenoptera, Apidae. The transcript is spliced from 9 exons.